This is a messenger RNA of Myotis brandtii (Brandt's bat), 3043 nucleotides long. RefSeq names its product chromosome unknown open reading frame, human CXorf21 (gene TASL). Bases 205 to 1098 code for a protein of 297 amino acids. The transcript has 2 exons. The record is from RefSeq and is a predicted model, not a curated record. Gene Ontology annotation, biological process: regulation of toll-like receptor signaling pathway. NCBI's taxonomy places the organism in Eukaryota, Metazoa, Chordata, Mammalia, Chiroptera, Vespertilionidae.
GCAAAAACAACUCUUUUUCCAUUGGAUCAGUCAUAAAAAAAGUGGAAAUGCAAUGAGCAGCUUCGUUUCUUGGUUUUUAGCAGCGAAAGGAAUACUCACCAAAGGCUUGUGAACAUUGCUGGAUAAAUCACUGGCUGGCUUAUUCAUCUUCAUAUGGUCAAUCGUGUUUCUGCAGGACCAAAGGAGCAGAUUGGUUAGUGAAGAAUGCUGUCAGAAGGGUACCUCAGUGGACUUGCCUACCGGAAUGACAUCCCCUGGAGUUGUGCGUCUUAUAAUGAGAACAUGGCUGAGGAAAAGGAAGAAGAGACUAACUCUGCUGCUCUUUGCUAUUCCUCUGUGGAUGAAACACAAGUCGGAAGUCUCUACCUGAGCUGCAAAUCCUCCGGCAAGUUCAUUUCUUCAGUGCAUUCAAGAGAGAGUCAACACAGUAGAAAUCAGAGAAUCACAGUGCUACAGACAAAUCCCAAUCCUGUGUUUGAAAGCCCAAAUGUGGCUGCAGUUGAAAUAUGUAGACACCCCAGCAGAGAGACUUUCUUGGUUCCACCUUCCUGUAAAAGUAUUUGCAAGAAUUACAAUGACUUACAUAUUGCAGGGGGCCAGGUGAUGGCCGUUAAUUCAGUGACCACAGAUUUUCUCUGCGAGAGUAGUUUUGAAUACGGCCCUUUGCUGAAAUCAUCUGAGAUUCCUUUGCCAAUGGAGGAUUCCAUUUCUACUCAGCCCGGUGACUUUCCCCAAAAACCUAUCCAGCGGCAUUCAUCCUACUGGAGAAUAACCAGCAUCAAGGAGAAAAACAGCUUGCAAAUGCAGAAGCCUAUUUCUAAUGCUGUGCUGAAUGAGUAUCUGGAACAGAAGGUGGUGGAGUUAUAUAAACAGUACAUUAUGGACACCGUGUUUCAUGACAGUUCCCCUACCCAGAUUCUGGCAUCUGAACUAAUCAUGACAAGUGUGGACCAAAUUAGCCUCCAAGUGUCGAGAGAGAAGAAUCUGGAGACCUCAAAAGCCAGGGAUAUAGUCAUUAACCGCCUAUUACAGUUGGUGUCCACUGAAAUCAGUACUCCUAGUCUCCAUAUUUCACAGUAUAGCAAUGUGAAUCCAUAAUGGAGAGGAUGUUUCCAUUCCUCUUUGUCAACUCUCACAGCUAAAACAACACUUCAUUCAGUUAUUCUGAGAAUGUGGAGGAGGGGUUUGGGAAGGAGUCAAGAGCUAGAGAAGUAAACAUUGGCUGGAGGUCAGGUGUGAAUUAAGAGGAAAUCUCAUAAUAUUACACAUGAGGAAGGAAUGUGGGGAGAGGGGCUAUAAAGAGUGCUUUCAAAGCCAGGGUUGUAUAGCAACAAAGCAAAAAAGAAAAAUGAUCAAAAAAAGCAAAGGUAGGAUUCAUUUCAAGGAGUACAGAAAUCGAAAAAGAAGACAAGCCAAAGAAGAACACACAUCAUGGCAAAAGUAAAAGGCCAAAAGUUUCAGAGUAAAGAGUUAAGAAUGUUUGUUACUCACAAAGUCCCCCAAGUUGUUUUUUCUUGAGGGAAAUAAACUGUAGAAGGCUGCUAUAUUUGGGUAGAGAGACAGGUUCAAACAGUUUCAAAAUAUGUUUUUCUCUCUUUUCUAUUCUGUAUCAGUAGAUCACUUAAAAUUAUGUUCGCUAUAAACAUGAAAACAGUAGCAAAUUGCAAUUGUGUUUUUAUUAUCGAAUGGAAUGGUUACUUAGAUAUAGCCACACAACAGCCACUCAAAUCUCCUAAUUCUGUUUUCUAGUGGAGAUGAAAUUUCCUAAAUGGAAAAUAUUACAUAGUGAAUAUUAAACUAUUUUGAUUUUGCUAUGUAUGAUUUUCUUGGUGAUACACAGUUAGGAAUCUUAUUUUUCUCAUAUUCUUCUCUUCCUUUUCUCCAUGCUCUCUCGUCUCUUCUGGAACCAGGAAGGGGUCUUCUGUAUCCUAAAGACAAGGUUGCAAGGUCUAGGGUCUGAUGAUAUCAAAUUCUGUAAAUUCAUGCACCAGAAUGGUGGCUUUGUGAGUGCUGCCCUGCUCUACCUCCUUCCUCUAGAUCAGGGAUUGGCAAACUGGUCAUUGCUCAACUCUAGGCUGACACCUGUUUUUUUGUUUUUUUUUUUUAGACAUAAUUGACACAUAACAUUAUAUUAGCUUCAGGUGUACAACAUGAUUUAAGAUUUGUAUAUAUUACAAAAUGAUCACCACAGUAAAUCUAGUUACAUCAUUUUUAAGCUCCCAUGAGCUAAGACAUUUUUAAACCAUAUAAAAAAUGAAAAGACCAAUCAAAAUAAUAUUUUGUGAUAUGAAUAAAUUGUGAUAUUCAAAUUCAGUGCCCAUAAACAAGGCUGUAUUCGAGUACAGCCACACCCAUUCAGUUAUGUAUUGUCUAUGGCUGCUUUCACCCUAGGAUGGCAGAGCUGAAUAAACGUGACAGAGAACAGAUGGCCUACCAAAACCCUAAAACACUAUCGUCCUUUUACAGAAGAAGUUUGCCCAAACUGCACCACAGCAGUGCCUUGCCCAUAUAAUGCUUGCUUCGCUUAAUUCAGCUUCUCUGGGGGAAGCUAACUCUGAGAUGGAGACUGGUGAACAAGUUUAUUUGGGGGUGUUGGGAACAACCUCUGUGAUGGAGUGAGGAAAGCAGAAGAGGUUUCCACAGAGGCCUCAGGCCACCUCAGAGGGCUCUGGAGUUGGGUGGGCCUUCAAAAUAGAUCCAAGGCUUUUGGUUCUUCAGCUUGACAGGAAGGGGGCGUAUCCUUAGCUGAGGCAAUUCAGUGGAGGGCAAAAUUCCCAAAGUGGGAAUCCAGUGUGAGCCUUCAGCAGUCAAACUCUGAUAGCUGCUGGGGGAAUGAGUUCCUCAUCCAGAAGGAAGGAUCUGUGGAGAAAAACAGCAUCCUCUACAUUUCUCAGUAUUUGUAUCUGUAGAGUGAAUGAUUUUUUUAAACAACAUAUGAUAUUGUAUAAGGAAACUGGUUAAAUAAUUAUUCAGAAAUGUUAAUCACUGUUUAAAAUAUAUCAUAAUAAUAGCUGCUAUGUAUUAAUUACUUGCUAUGUGUCUG